AUGGCGGCGCGAUGGAGCAGCGAGAACGUGGUGGUGGAGUUCCGCGACUCCCAGGCGACCGCCAUGUCCGUGGACUGCGUGGGGCAGCAUGCAGUGCUUUCCGGCCGCCGAUUCCUAUACAUCGUCAAUCUAGAUGCCCCCUUCGAAGGUCACCGGAAGAUCUCACGCCAGAGCAAGUGGGACAUUGGAGCUGUGCAGUGGAAUCCUCAUGACAGCUUCGCACACUAUUUUGCAGCCUCGAGCAACCAAAGGGUCGACCUGUACAAGUGGAAAGACGGCAGCGGGGAGGUCAGCACGACCCUGCACGGCCACACUCGCGUCGUCAGUGACUUGGACUGGGCGCUGUUUGAGCCUGAUCUCCUGGUCACCAGCUCUGUGGACACCUACAUCUACAUCUGGGAUAUCAAGGACACACGGAAGCCCACUGUCGCGCUGUCUGCUGUAGCGGGUGCCUCACAGGUCAAAUGGAAUAAGAAAAACGCUAAUUGCCUUGCCACCAGUCAUGACGGGGAUGUACGGAUAUGGGACAAGCGGAAACCCAGCACGGCAGUGGAGUACCUCGCGGCACACCUCUCUAAGAUCCACGGCCUGGACUGGCACCCGGACAGCGAGCACAUCCUUGCUACCUCCAGCCAAGACAACUCCGUCAAGUUCUGGGAUUACCGCCAGCCUCGGAAAUACCUCAACAUUCUCCCUUGCCAGGUGCCUGUCUGGAAGGCCAGAUACACUCCUUUCAGCAAUGGAUUGGUGACUGUGAUGGUUCCCCAGCUGCGGAGGGAGAACAGCCUGCUCUUGUGGAAUGUCUUUGACUUGAACACCCCGGUCCAUACCUUCGUGGGCCACGAUGACGUGGUGCUGGAGUUCCAAUGGAGGAAACAGAAGGAAGGGUCCAAGGACUACCAACUGGUUACGUGGUCACGGGAUCAGACCUUGAGAAUGUGGCGGGUGGAUUCCCAGAUGCAAAGGCUUUGUGCCAAUGACAUCUUAGAUGGUGUUGAUGAGUUCAUUGACAGCAUUGCCCUUCUCCCGGAACCAGAGAAGAUCCUUCACACCCAGGACACAGACCACCAGCACAACUCCAGCCACGGGGAGGAAGAAGUCUUAAAGGAAGACCCCCUAAGCAGUCUCCUGGAGGAGAAGAAAUCAGAGCAGCUGGGCCUGCCUCAGACUCUGCAGCAGGAGUUCUCUCUGAUCAACGUGCAGAUCCGCAAUGUGAACGUGGAGAUGGACGCAGCAGACAGGAGCUGCACAGUGUCCGUGCACUGCAGCAGCCACCGUGUCAAGAUGCUGGUGAAGUUCCCCGCGCAGUACCCAAACCACGCGGCCCCCUCCUUCCAGUUCAUCAACCCCACCACCAUCACGUCCACCAUGAAGGCGAAGCUGCUCAAGAUCCUGAAAGACACCUCCCUGCAAAAAGUGAAACGCAACCAGAGCUGUUUGGAGCCGUGCCUGCGCCAGCUCGUCUCCUGCCUCGAGUCUUUUGUGAACCAAGAAGACAGUGCUUCCAGCAACCCCUUCGCACUUCCGAACUCCGUCACGCCGCCCCUACCAACGUUCGCCCGGGUAACCACCGCCUACGGGUCCUACCAGGAUGCCAAUAUUCCCUUUCCCAGGACGUCGGGGGCCAGGUUCUGUGGGGCAGGGUACCUGGUGUAUUUCACAAGGCCCAUGACAAUGCACCGAGCAGUCUCUCCUACCGAGCCUACCCCGAGAUCUCUCUCGGCCUUGUCUGCCUAUCACACUGGCUUGAUUGCGCCCAUGAAGAUCCGCACAGAGGCCCCUGGGAACCUCCGUUUGUACAGUGGGAGCCCCACGCGCAGUGAGAAGGAGCAGGUCUCCAUCAGCUCCUUCUACUACAAGGAGCGGAUGUCUCCUCGCUCUGCCCGGCGACGUUGGUCCAUACAAGCAAUUAACGACUUCCCGAAAUCAAGGAGAUGGAAAAGUAAGCGUGAAGGAUCAGACUCUGGCAAUCGACCAAUCAAGGCUGCUGGGAAAGUGAUCAUUCAGGAUAUUGCUUGCCUUCUUCCGGUUCACAAGUCAUUGGGAGAACUAUACAUAUUGAAUGUGAAUGAUAUUCAAGAAACGUGUCAGAAGAAUGCCGCUUCUGCCUUGCUUGUUGGAAGGAAGGAUCUUGUCCAGGUUUGGUCGCUGGCCACAGUAGCCACAGAUCUUUGCCUUGGUCCGAAGUCUGACCCGGAUUUGGAAACACCCUGGGCUCGACAUCCAUUUGGGCGACAACUGCUGGAGUCCCUACUGGCUCAUUACUGCCGGCUCCGGGACGUGCAGACGCUGGCCAUGCUCUGCAGCGUGUUUGAGGCCCAGUCUCGGCCGCAGGGGAUUCCAAACCCUUUCGGGCCUUUUCCCAGCCGCUCAGCUAACCUUGUGGUGUCCCACAGUCGAUAUCCCAGCUUUACAUCCUCAGGUUCCUGCUCGAGCUUGUCCGACCCGGGGUUCAACACUGGUGGCUGGAACAUAGUGGGAAGAGAAACAGAACACCUGUCUUCACCUUGGGGAGAGUCCUCACCAGAAGAAAUCCGCUUUGGGAGUCUGACCUACAGUGAUCCUCGUGAGCGAGAGCGUGAUCAGCAUGAUAAAAAUAAAAGGCUGCUGGACCCUGCUAAUGCCCAGCAAUUCGAUGACUUUAAGAAGUGCUAUGGAGAGAUCCUCUACCGUUGGGGUCUCAGGGAGAAACGAGCCGAAGUGCUGAAGUUUGUUUCCUGUCCUCCUGACCCUCACAAAGGCAUUGAGUUUGGUGUGUACUGCAGCCACUGCCGGAGUGAGGUCCGGGGCACGCAGUGCGCCAUCUGCAAAGGCUUCACGUUCCAGUGCGCCAUCUGCCACGUGGCUGUGCGAGGCUCGUCCAACUUCUGCCUGACCUGCGGACACGGGGGGCACACCAGCCACAUGAUGGAGUGGUUUCGGACUCAGGAGGUGUGUCCCACCGGGUGUGGGUGCCACUGCCUGCUUGAAAGCACGUUCUGA
This is a messenger RNA of Rangifer tarandus platyrhynchus (Svalbard reindeer), 2982 nucleotides long. The record is from the annotation of a GenBank genome assembly. NCBI's taxonomy places the organism in Eukaryota, Metazoa, Chordata, Mammalia, Artiodactyla, Cervidae.